Molecule: messenger RNA, 9200 nt
Organism: Myotis lucifugus (little brown bat)
Lineage: Eukaryota; Metazoa; Chordata; Mammalia; Chiroptera; Vespertilionidae
Gene: SV2C
Product: synaptic vesicle glycoprotein 2C
Exons: 13
Coding region: 254-2437 (727 amino acids)
Biological process (GO): chemical synaptic transmission; transmembrane transport
Cellular component (GO): membrane
Molecular function (GO): transmembrane transporter activity
Source: RefSeq, a predicted model, not a curated record
GCUGACACGCUUGGAGGAGUCACCACUCCGUGCGCUGCAGGAGAGCGUGGCAGACGGAGGCGGCCCCGGAGAGCGAGCCGGAGCGACGCCCGCGCGGUGGCGGCUGCAGCGCUGAUUGCACCCAAGGCAGGGGGUCCCCAGCGGCCGGAGCGUUCUGUUUUGAACCCAAAGUGGAUGAUGCUGUUGGGGCUGAACCACUGACCAAAGUCUAUAAAAAAUUCCCAUCUUCUCAUUGGCUAUCAGUUGAGACACAAUGGAAGACUCUUACAAGGAUAGGACUUCACUGGUGAAGGGUGCCAAGGACAUUGCCAAAGUGGUGAAGAAACAAACAGUAAAGAAGGUGAAUCAAGCAGUGGACCGGGCCCAGGAUGAAUACACCCAGAGGUCCUACAAUCGGUUCCAGGACGAAGAAGAAGACGAUGACUAUUACCCACCUGGAGAAACCUACGGUGGGGAGGCCAAUGACGAUGAAGGCUCCAGUGAAGCUACUGAGGGUCACGAUGAAGAUGAUGAAAUCUACGAAGGGGAGUAUCAGGGCAUUCCCAGUACGAACCAAGGGAAAGACAGCAUCGUGUCAAUGGGGCAGCCCAAGGGUGAUGAGUACAAGGACCGGCAGGAGCUGGAGUCAGAGAGGAAAGCUGAUGAGGAAGAACUAGCUCAGCAGUAUGAGCUGAUAAUCCAAGAGUGUGGUCAUGGCCGUUUUCAGUGGACCCUUUUCUUUGUCCUGGGCCUGGCCCUCAUGGCGGACGGUGUGGAGGUGUUUGUUGUUGGCUUUGUGUUGCCCAGCGCCGAAACGGACUUGUGCAUACCAAAUUCCGGAUCCGGGUGGCUAGGCAGCAUAGUCUACCUCGGGAUGAUGGUGGGUGCGUUCUUCUGGGGAGGACUGGCAGACAAAGUGGGAAGGAAACAGUCUCUUCUGAUUUGCAUGUCUGUCAACGGAACCUUUGCCUUCCUUUCUUCGUUUGUCCAAGGUUAUGGCUUCUUUCUCUUCUGUCGCUUACUUUCCGGAUUCGGGAUUGGAGGAGCCAUUCCCAUCGUGUUCUCCUACUUUGCAGAAGUGCUGGCCCGAGAGAAGCGGGGUGAGCAUCUGAGCUGGCUCUGCAUGUUCUGGAUGAUCGGCGGCAUCUACGCCUCUGCCAUGGCCUGGGCCAUCAUCCCGCACUACGGAUGGAGCUUCAGCAUGGGGUCGGCCUACCAGUUUCACAGUUGGCGUGUGUUCGUGAUUGUCUGCGCCCUCCCCUGUGUCUGCUCAGUGGUGGCCCUCACAUUCAUGCCUGAAAGCCCCCGCUUCUUGUUGGAGGUUGGAAAACAUGAUGAAGCUUGGAUGAUUCUGAAGUUAAUUCAUGACACAAACAUGAGGGCACGGGGUCAGCCCGAGAAGGUCUUCACGGUAAACAGAAUCAAAACCCCAAAACAAAUAGAUGAGUUGAUUGAAAUCGAGAGUGACACAGGAACAUGGUACAGGAGGUGUUUCGUUCGGAUCCACACAGAACUGUAUGGAAUUUGGAUGACUUUUAUGAGAUGUUUCCACUACCCAGUUAGGGAAAAUACAAUAAAGCUUACAAUCGUUUGGUUCACCCUGUCCUUUGGGUACUAUGGAUUAUCUGUUUGGUUCCCUGAUGUCAUUAAACAUCUGCAAUCGGAUGAAUAUGCAUUACGAACUAGAAAUGUGCCGAGAGAGAAAUAUGCCAAUUUCAGUAUUAACUUUACAAUGGAAAAUCAGAUUCAUACCGGAAUGGAAUACUACAAUGGCAGAUUCCUCGGGGUCAAGUUCAAAUCUGUAACUUUCAAGGAUUCGCUUUUUAAGGCCUGCACUUUUGAGGAUGUGACUUCAGUCAACACCUACUUCAAGAACUGCACAUUUAUUGACACUGUUUUUGACCACACAGAUUUCGAGGAGUACAAAUUCAUUGACAGUGAAUUUCAAAACUGCUCCUUUUUUCACAAUAAAACGGGAUGCCAGAUUACCUUUGAUGAUGACUACAGUGCCUACUGGAUUUAUUUUGUCAACUUCCUGGGAACAUUGGCGGUGUUACCGGGGAACAUCGUGUCUGCUCUCCUGAUGGACAGAAUCGGGCGCUUGACGAUGCUGGGUGGCUCUAUGGUGCUUUCGGGGAUUAGCUGUUUCUUUCUUUGGUUUGGCACCAGCGAAUCCAUGAUGAUAGGUAUGCUGUGUCUGUACAACGGAUUGACCAUCUCGGCCUGGAACUCUCUGGAUGUAGUCACUGUGGAAAUGUACCCCACAGACCGGAGGGCAACGGGCUUUGGCUUCUUGAACGCACUCUGCAAAGCUGCCGCCGUCCUCGGGAACUUGAUAUUCGGCUCCCUGGUUAGCAUCACCAAAGCAAUCCCCAUCCUGCUGGCCUCCACUGUGCUCGUGUGUGGAGGACUGGUGGGGUUUCGCCUGCCCGACACACAAACCCAGGUCCUGAUGUAACGGGAAACAAGCCAUCCGCCCGGUGUUUCUUUCUCCUGCCCUGUGUCAACUCUCCUGACCGACUCAACACUUCAGAUUUUUCAGAUAUAAGAGGUGGUCAGAUGUCAGAACACUAACUCCUGCUGUGACUGAAACUUAGAUGCAUACCAUCUUGCCCCUUAAAUGUGAUUUUGCAGAGGGUCUGGGUUUCGUUUUGUUUUCCAUGCAUUGUCAUCUUUCCUAACUGUGAUGCUACUGCCUCCCCAAAAUCUAGUGGAAGCAUUUUCUUAAAUGUCCUGGUCAGCCGGGCCUCCCUGAGGUUCUGCUCGCUGGGGGCCUGGGAGCUAAGAAGAGGACUGUGCAGCUAUAAGACAUAGAUCCUGCUCCUAGUUCAACGUUCACAGGAAGUAUAAGUUGGCGUAUUAUUGCAUUUGUGCUGAGGAGAGGGAUUCUCUCUCUCUCUCUUUUUUUUUUUUCAAACAGAGUGACAUUUCCUGUUUACUUAGAAAAGGACACCCAGCAAUUCUAGCUAUAACAGCAGAGCCUUUCAAAGAAAACCAUGUGGUACCAAACAGGGCUGGGUGGAGCUCUUUCAGGAGGGACAAUUAAGGUGGCUCUACUGACAAGAAAAAUUAAGGCUCUGCAGUUAGCAGCAACGGUCUGAGUGAGCUGCAAAAGCAAGGUUUCUGCCAGAAAGCCCAAUUAAUUGCUGAAAAUGUGAGGAAAUAGUGUCUGUGAUUGUGGCAUGUGGUUCAGAAUGUUAGAAAAUGAGAGAGAGAUCUUUGGCCUCCAUUCAUCCCUCCUCCCCCUGCCCCAGCCCCAGAUACCAUUGAUCUUGCCAGAAAACAGAUUCAGGAAAAGAAAGCCUCUUUCUAAAAAUUGGGUCUGCCUACCUGAUUCUGCUGUUCAUCCAAACUGUCUCUAGUCUGGAGAUUGUCGGGCAUCUGCAUUGUUGUAAAUUUUAAAUCAGGGAGACAUUCACACGUAAAGCCAUUUGGAAAUGCAAAGUGAUACCUUGAGGGACAGUAGCCCCAGUGACACUGGACUUCAUAGCUGGCAUCCCUGAAGCAGGUCCCGUCUUCUGUCUUCCUCUGGGCUGGGACACCGGUCAGGGUGUUCUCUGUGGGAUCACAGCCUGCCAUGCCCAAGGGGCCCUCUGGCAGGCACGGCAGCCUCUCCGGGUGGUGUUUGGCUGCUCAUUUUAUCUGUGCAAUCUGCCUGGGCCUGGAAGAGAGAGGUCAGCAGGACAUUCCUAGGGGCUGUCAGCUACAUGACCUUCUCACCCCUCAGGCCUGCCCCUCCUCCAAGCUCAUGCUUGUUACUCAUCAUCUUUGAAAUCUGAAGCCUUUUUGUAGACGUGCAGCAGUGACCAGAAGCCAGGAAUAAAUCCCAUAUUAAAACAAUAUUCCUUUUUUUAACUCUCUCUUUCUUGUGAGAGGGUUACCUCUUACUUAUUAUAUAGGCGUUUUCAGCAGGCCCAGCCCUGGGGCCUCGCUAAGGAGAGCCUUUGUUUCCAAUAGUCAUUACAUUCAAAGCUGUCUUAACCCCAGAGGCCCCUCUGCCUCCCUCUCCCUCCCUAAUGAUCCUGGUAGAGCUCCAGACUGCGGAGUUCAGACUCCCUGAAAAGCUUCUUUCAUUAACAUAAGCCAUUAAUCGACUCCCCCUUGAAGUAAUUCUGGUCUGGGGGGGCGGGGCAGCCUGGGGUUGGGGCUGGCAGGAAGAGGGUGGUUCCCUGGGGACCAGGCUUAGGGCCAGAACAUCAGGAAAACUCAAACCAAAAACUGCUAAGGUGGCAGGCAGAAGGAAAAUCAAUAAAGACUAGAUGAGAUCUAUUAGACCGAUAGCAACAAAGCCGGGGAAGAAACAGGACGUACCCUCCCUUCUGCCUGCUGUAAUAUUGCGGGAGAACAAAGACAGCAGUCACAAACCAAGAAGGGACCCUGUGUGUUAUUCUUCCAUAUGGACUUGUUUCUCCACCUCUCUACCCCUUGAUUUCUCUUCUUAGAAAAGACAUAUUUGGAGACCUGAGCAGGAGUUUUUUGUUUUUUUAGUUGAAUGUAGCCUGUGCAGUAAUAACAGCAAACUUAAGACGUGUAUCUCCAUUGACUCAUUCAAAAGAAAAGCAGAAAUGUGCAUGGAUGUCGUACUCUUGUCUUCUGUGACCCCCUAACUUUGCUUGCUGGACCGCCUUUCCUUUUAGAAAGGUCUCCCAUGUCCACUGUAGCUCUGAAUGCGUAAACCAUCUCCCGAGCUGCGGAGCUCGGUUUCCAGGGAAUUUCAUUGGAACGCUGGGUUGGGUCAGAAUAAGGUAAACCAGCAGAACCCCACCGGCCAUGAGACCGGCCAUCAAACAUCCCCUUCCAAAGGGCCUUUCUUGGCCUUCUUGUCACCUAAUCCAAGCCUCCCAGGUGGCCCAAGAGGGACCUAUUCUAAUCUCCUGGACAGUCAGUGGUCACAAACCUUCUUGGUCACCACCUUUUCCACCUUUUGUGCAGUUUUCUCUGCCUCCUAUUGUUCCCACCACCUGGAUUUUCUAUGAGAGCUCAGGUUCUUCCCAAAGUAUGCGGCGUGGCCUGUCUGGCCUGUUCUGGGGUUAGCUAGAUUAAGGUAGAGCCAGGCGAUUAAAGAGAAACUCUCCGCUCUAUCAGUGUAGAGACUGCCGGCACAUGGACGCACAACCAGCAUCUCAUUUCAGCUACAAUAGAAGGAAAAUGAGAGUGUGUGCAAAAGCAAAGGCCCGGGAAACAGCCCCACUUGCUCCUCUUUUUCUAACUCCUUUUCUAUCUACAAUGUCCUCAGAGCUGUUUGGAAUCAAUCCAGAAUGUGCCUGAAUCCUAUUGUUAUUGCUGGGUCCUUGCAGUAGGAAAGAAAACCCAGCUGCUCCAAACUGUAAAUCCUGUACCACGUUACAGCCCAGCUCCCAUGCAGGCCUGUGCCUUGGAAGCCAAACCCAGCAGCCAAGGGCUUCUCGGGCCCAGAGUGCCGGCCCUGGGAGAGAAGAUAGACGGGUCCUAGCCCAAGCUCCACCACUAACCAACAGUGAGACCCAGAUCUUGCUGGGGAGAAUGUCAGUCAUCCAACAGCCCUAGUUUCCCUGUCUGUAAAGGAUUGGGACUAGUUGGCAAUUGGGACCAUUUCAGGAUUCUAGAGAAUCUUCAUGAAAAGGGGGAUUACCUACCUUUUGAUGCUAAACUCAUCUUUAUACACACCAAGUAGGUUCAGUUUUGAAACUAAAACAUUGGGAAAUAGGCAUGUAUACAAGAGUUCGAGAAGUUGUUUGGGGAGCCCCCAUGGAUGGGCCAGAGAACAUAGGUCUCAUGUUGUUUGUGCUUCCAGCCUCGUAGGAUCUGGAGCAUUAUCUGAUUUAAUGCUGGUGCAACACUUACCUUUGCCCAGGAAAGGACCCACCCUGUCAGGCAGAUGACUCUCCAAUCACACUGCUAUCACAGAGGCUGUUUCCUGUAGUUACCUCUUCCCACUUCUCACUUUAUUCUUGAAACUUGGUCUUAAGUAGAUCUAGGCCUUCAGAAACAGAGUUAUUGAUUUCACCUAAGCUGGCAAAUGUACCUUCAUUUACAGAUCUCACCAAAUCAGAAUUCAGGUUUAUGCCAAAAACUACUGCACUGCUCUUCUGGAUAUCUUGAGAUAUCAAGAGAGAGAUGGGAAAAGAAUCGUAGUGACAGAAGGGAGAGUCCAAGGUAUCAUAGAGAAGGUUCCAGUGAAGGAUUAGGGCACGCCUGAGACUUUCUGAACCCUGGGAUCCUUUCCAAAGCAUCUCAUGGGAAUACCCUCUGAUUCCCUCGCCAAAAUAGAAUAUGAUAGUCUCUAGGUUUUUUCUAUUCAAUAUCAAAAUGGCCUUUACUUAGUUCUUCACUAAAACACCUCACUUAUUUGUGCACUAGAGGCUCUGAAAGCAGGGACGUCUGAAUUUGGCCUUUACCUGGUAUUCCGAAAGACAGCUGGUUGGUUGUUUAGGUGCUUAUCGGCUAUAUAAUUGGCUUCCCUUUGACCUCUAUAUCAUGUUGAACUUAGUCUAGCUACCAAACCUACAGAAACACCAGUCACUUUGCGACAGCAAAAAGCAAUCUACACAAUGGGACACUCUAAAACGAACUGUUAUUUCUUACAGUGUUUGUUUCUGCCAAGCAAAGUAUGUUUUAAGUAAAGCUUCUCUCGCAAUCUGUGUAAUGCAGACAAAAGAAAAGUGUCAGGAUCUCCUAGGUAUUUCGUGUGUCCCUUCACUGUGUCAGGUGUGGAGUGACAGCUCUCCAUGUAAUGCCCUUUUGCUCUAAGUAUUGACAGUGUCUCACCUUCGGUCUUUCUCAGACAAUAUCUAGAUGUAGUUUAGUAAUCCCAGGAUUUUGAGUUACAAGGAUACAGUUCACGGGUCUGCUUAGGCCCGUGUGUUAGGCUAGCAGGGCUGGGGCAGGGGGGAGGGCUGGGCAGAGCAUUCGCUGGUCUCGUGUCAUCUCAUGUGAUUAUUCGAUAAAUAUUUAUGGAGCACCUUCGUGUGCGUGGUUGAGGCACUGUGCUUCACCUCAGGAAGCUGUUUGGGGAGCCUCAUACUGACCCCACUCCAUGUUGGAACCCCCUCCUAUAAACACAAGGUGUUGUUUUUUCCCAAAUUUAAAAGAAGUCAUUGGUGGGUAGUGCAGGGGGUCCUUGGAAAUUGGAAAUACCUCCAAGAGGAGGAGGAAGCCCUCAGUGUCUGGACUUUGUUGAAGGGACUACUAACUAGUACUGGAAAAAUGGAGCCACGCGUGUGCUGUUUCUUUAAAUGUCUCGGCAGGAAACCGCCCUAAGGUAUUAUCCCAGGAAAGGAACAGCAGCGAAGAUAGCCCCAUCUGCAUAAUGAUGUUCAUUUUUAAAGUCCCAGUGUCUUCCAGGACAUUCUUUUCAUGGCCUGAAACUCGAGGGGGGCGGGCAGUCUGUUCCCAGAGGGCAGUGCUGGCGUUUUCUCCCCAGCGGAGUCAGCAAAGCCCUCGGCUGCUGCGAGUCCCCUGCCCUCAGCUUCCGGAUGUUUCCUUUCUGAUUCUGAGGACUUGUGACUGAGUCAAGUGUCUUUGCAGAUAUCCUAGAGCAGCUUUUCCCCUCCACCCUCCACAGAUAAGCCACCCAGAAAACAAGUUCUGACAGUCCGUGGCAGGAGAUUUUCAGAUUUCAGUUUCAAACCAGUGCAUGGUUGUGGCAAAGGGUCUUGGAGCUGCUAAGGACCUUUGGGGCUCUGCGGGAAGGCGGAGCAGAGAGGGAGUUGGUCAUGACCCUCCCCCUCCCCUCUGAGAGCUCUGAUUCCUGUUUAACCCACUAGCACUGCUGUCCUCUCCACCUGCCCUAGGCAGUGCACACUCAGCUUCCUUCCUUUCCCCUCGGUUCUUCCUUCUUGUUCCUCCUCGUGUCACUCUGACUCUGGCAGUAUACAAGGCAAGGCCCAGCUUGACUGGGGCUAAAGAAUGUGCUGAUCGGUCUGCGUGUGGUGGAGGCCAGAGAAUAGAACACAUGAAGAACGUGAGUGGGAGCAGGGAUGUGGGCUCUAGACUCUUGGCCUUGACUCAGCUCCCUGUACUGGGCCAGAUUUCCCUCUGCUUCUCCAUUCCUGUGGGCGAUAGAUAGAUGGCACCACUGGUGUGAAACCUCAGAGAGGCCCAUCCCUCGGAACUCAUUGGCCUGUGGCAGGUAGACCCGCCUCUCCAUGCCCCCAGAGGGUCUUACUUGGUGCAGAAGGCUGGGUGCGUUUCAUUCCAAUGUAAAUGCUGAUGUUGCAGAGGUUGCCUCUUCUCUGCCUGCCCUACCACAUUCAUGCUCCCCUUAGACUCAAGAGGGCCCAGAACUAGAAGGAGAAGAAAGCAGCCUCAGCCCUCUGUUCAGACUAAGACAGCGUUUAACACCAGGCAAGCGGCCCACCCUAGAAGCAGGGAUGCAGGGUCCUAAGCAGCUCUCAGGUGCCUGGAGAGUGACUGGCCAAGCCUGCUCAGACCCAGGCCACACCAAAGUGAGCAUCGUGGGUUUGCGGGUCAGCAUGGCCCAUAAGACGGAGGGAAGGAAAGGCCUAGCAAGCUCAACCUCCUGUCAGCACACAAAGGGUUUCUUUCUGCAUUUGUAUUGACUCAGAAGAGGACCCACAGUGCAGAGAAUCCACCGCUGUCUAUGGGAAUUGUGCCUUCAGGGAGAACACACAGAAAAUUGGCUAUUUUAUUAUGUGCAAACAAACAUAAAUUUGUUUGAAGUUACAGAGUAUCUCUCCUCUCACACCCAAGUAGGCGUCCAAGAAGGAAACUCGGUCCUUGCCUUUGACAUUCGCCAGGCCUGUCUCGAUAGAACAGGACAGAUUCAUGGCUUAAUCUCAUUUCCACCACUGUUGUUAUACAUUCAUUGAACUGCAUCUAUGUCCUAAAUCAAGUGGAAGAAAAAAAGAAAUGUUCUUUCUUGCUAUGUGCUUUCACAGCAUCCAAAACGCGGCCGUGUGUCCUCGCCCUGACCCAAAACAGACUGAACAGAUUAUGUGUCCUUCAUGGAUGUCUAGAUCCUGUAAAUAAAUUCCUGGGAGAGCCUUGCCUUUCAGGUGAACCCCCAUUUCCACAGGCUGAACCCACAACCCUCUCUCCUUGCACUGAGAUCUUGGCAAUGGUCCUGUCCUUGGUUUUGGUGUUUGGGCGUCUUGUUUUGUGUCUUUUCUGUUUUUACUGCUCUGUAAGACCUCCUGCUAUGAAUGUCCCAGUUGCCCCAACUGUACUCUCUCUAUAUAUGUGCUGCAUGUGUGAACCCCAAUAAAUUCCGUUUCGGGUUU